Colletotrichum truncatum is the source of this 4410-nucleotide messenger RNA. Its product is annotated as sec7 domain-containing protein. Gene Ontology annotation, biological process: regulation of ARF protein signal transduction. The record is from RefSeq and is a predicted model, not a curated record. Gene Ontology annotation, molecular function: guanyl-nucleotide exchange factor activity. Lineage: Eukaryota; Fungi; Ascomycota; Sordariomycetes; Glomerellales; Glomerellaceae.
AUGCCGUUUCUACGCCGUCGCGGCAACAUGGUCAGCGAGACCGAUAUGAGACGCCACACCAUUCUUGAUACCGACUCCGCGCCCCAGCUACCGCCGCUCCCGCAACACUUUCCUCCCCAGCAACCGCAACCGCAACCGCAGCCGCAGCCGCAGCCGCAACAUCAGCAGCUAGAGCAGGAGCAACCGAAACCCCAAUCGCAACCCCUACCCCUACCUGAGCAGCAGCAGCAGCAGCAGGAUAUCCCUAGAGUCUCUGUGUCUCCCUCAAUUGACGAGACUCCUUCGAUGUCUCUGGCCGUGCCUGCGCAAUCCGACUCUGGCUUUGAUCCCGACGACCCCUAUGCCCGACCGGAUACUCCCCCCAUUCAAGACGAGACGCCAAAGCACCGCCGUUUCUCCAUAUUAAGGUUCCGCAAUGCCUCCGACUCGCAGCUGUCCUUAAGGGCGAAGCAGCAGGCUGAGAAACCGCCUCCUGUUCCUCGUCCUCCUGAAAUCAUCACCACUGCACCAACCGUCGACUUUCAGGUACCCCAAAAGAAACAAUCCCGAAUGCGACUCGCCGACCGAUUCCGAAGAUCCGGUGAACUCCCAAGAAAUAGCGAGGAUGGAGGCAAUCGUGCCGUGACGUGGAAAUCGACCAGGAGAAAAACAGGCCUAGAAGAUCUUGCCUCGAAGAGCCGGCCUACUCUGGUUACCUUUGAAGAGCCUAAUCGUCCGUCUUCGUCAAGAGCGCCUGCAGAUGGUGAUAAUCCCGACGGUACGGCUCUAUUACUCCCGGCAACUCGAGCCUCGGAGUCAUCACGCUCAGAUGCGAGCUCGGGAGAACACACAUAUCCCUCCACCACUGCUGGCAAUUCAUCUCAGGUACCAACGAGCACCAGCUUUUUCCGCCUACCUCGAAGGAAACCGAAAGCCCCGGCGCCAAUGUUCGAUUUGUCACAUCUACCUCAAAAAGGAAAACACCCCAAUGGAACAGGCAACCUUGCCAUGUCAUCUUCGUCACUGGGCACAUCUCAGCCAGUCGCAGUGUCCACGUCCAGAGAGAGCACCCCGCGUCCUCACCAUGGCUCGCGGCCGCCAUCGAGCUAUAGUACGCACGCCGAUUCAGUGACUUCCUCCAUUCUCGACCAACCAAACAGACCAAACGUGUCGCCUGCUACAGCUCUCUUCCGACCCGGCUCAACCCACUCAGGCCAGUCAUCGCCAACUCGCACUCGUUUGCAGCGCCGGGGACGAUCAUCAACUAUGAGUUCUAUGGGCAGAGAAUCAAUGGACGGGCAUCUUGAUCCAGGAAUGAGUCGAGCAUCUACUUCCAUUGGGCGUAAAAGCUUUGGCGAUCUUUUUGGUCUCAAUCGAUUGCGCCAGAAUUCCGACCUAAGUCAAAGCAGACAGGGAACACUCACACCUGUGACACCAGGCUCCAAUACAUCAAAGAAUAAUUCUCUACAAAUUGCGCGAGAGCCCAUUGCUUUGCCGGAGAAGUUAGAGGACGAGACGCCUGCAAAAUACCUGUCUCGCAUAGAGGAGAUACUCAGCCGCGGAGUCAUCGCCAGCGUUUUAUCCAAAGGGAGUGAUGCGUUCUCGGCAGCCGUCUUGCGCAGCUAUAUGCGUCGAUUCAGCUUCUUCGGUGAUCCAAUGGAUAUGGCCAUCCGUAAACUGCUCAUGGAAGCCGAGCUGCCGAAAGAGACACAACAGAUAGACAGGUGUUUACAAGCCUUUGCAAAUCGUUAUCACGAAUGCAAUCCUGGUAUCUACGCCUCACCCGACCAGGCCUACUUUGUGGCAUUUUCCCUUCUCAUUCUGCAUACCGACGUGUUUAACAAGAACAACAAGCACAAGAUGCAGCAGCCUGACUAUCUGAAGAAUACUCAAGGGGAGGGUGUCUCGGACCCUAUAUUGAGAUGCUUUUACGACAACAUUACAUAUACUCCCUUCAUUCACGUCGAGGAUGACUUGGAUCUCAACAGUGAUCGGCUCAUGUCGAAUAGAGCCAAGCGGAAGACGCUGUUUCCCGGGGGCACACCUGAUACCACUGUCAAGCGGACCAAUCGCGAGCCCCUUGACCCAUAUACACUUAUCAUAGAUGGGAAACUGGAUGUUCUGCGGCCCAGUCUCAAAGACGUAAUGGAGCUUGAGGACCACUACGACUACCUAGGGACAGCAAAAGACCUCAAUGUCAAAGAGCUCCAAAGAACUUUUUUUAGAACCGGCGUAUUGCAGAUCGUGUCGGCUAGGUCACGGCCGGACGCGUUUCGGGAUGAGAAGAGCGCUAUCAAUCCCGCCGAGGCGGCACAGGGCGUUGUCGAUAUAAAAAUUACUAAAGUUGGCCUCCUAUGGAGGAAAGAUGUUAAGAAAAAGAAAACUAGGUCGCCAUGGCAGGAGUGGGGAGCGAUCCUCACAGGCGCCCAGCUCUACUUUUUCCGCAACACAACGUGGAUUAAGAACCUCAUGCACCAGUACGAGUCUCAUAUUAAGCAAGGCUACUAUGGCGAGCCGAUCACAUUUAAGCCACCGCUACCAGAAUUCAAACCAGACGGAUACCUUCCGACAAAAGAAGCUGUUGCACUCGUUGACUCGACCUAUAAGAAGCACAAGAAUGCCUUCAAAUACUCUCGACCAGGAGCUUUUGUUGAAGAGGUAUUGCUUGCCGAUAACGAAGAGGAGAUGAACGACUGGCUUGCCAAAUUAAACUACGCUGCCGCGUUUACUACAUCCGGUGUCCGUAUGCGGGGCGUCGUAGGUGGUAACUACGAGGGUCAGAGUCGACGGGGCAUCAGAAGACUCGGCAGUUCAGCAUCUGAACAGAUCAUCCAAACUCCAACUGGCAAUGUUAGUAUUGUCCGUGGCCAGAUAGAUCACAAGGAAGCCGAAUCCAUUCAGGCGCAACGACGGCAGACCAUGAUGGAUGCUGUUGCAAAGGCUGAUGAAGAAAUUGCGAUGAAGGAGCAAGAGCUGGAGAUUCACUUGAGAAAUGCUCGCCAUCUCCAAAUCCUCUCCCCGAUUCAAGCCAAGACUAGGGACCAAGUUCUCACUGCUGCAGCUCAUAUGGAUGUCAAGAUCAAAUGGAUUCGCAUGGAUAUGUGGAAGUCACGGUGUCAUCGAGACGUCUUGCUAAAGGAUUUGGCUGAGGAACAGCGACUCCAAGGUCUGGUACCUGCCAAGACACAAAAUGGUCACGAGGUUCGCGAGGCGUCACCUUCUCAAGAAAGGCCUUCCGUUCUUGAAGUGGGUUCGAACUCGAGUGUACCGCGACGGAGACGACGGUCCUCUGCGGCCAUCUCCGUGGUACAAGGAUCGACGAAAACAGCUCCGACGGAGCCUGAGUCUCCGGUAACUGAGGCUUACCAAACACCACCUACGAGCGCUACCUUUCCCCACAAGCACCAGAACUCAUGGGAUUCAAAGACAUCGACGUCAGAAGAACUCAACCACCGGAAACGGCCCAGUUCAAGGUCUAGUCAAUCAUCAGGCGAGCCUACGUUCUACAGCCCGCAACAGCAUUCGACGCCUAAGAAGGGCAAGAGCGUUGAACCACACGCAAACGAGAACCAUCAAGAUGAUGUUGAUGCGAACGAGCGCGUGCUUCUUGAGCAGGCAGGUUUGUUGAGAUCAGAGUCUCAGGGCAGGACACCGGAAAGAAAGCGUACAGGCUCAAUGUCUGAAACUGGAGAUGCGUCAGAAUCUCGUGACACGCCGAAUGCUAUUGAUAAACAAGACAAGGCUAAGAUUCGACGAAGCCUGCAACGUACACUGAGAGAAAGUGCCGGUCAUCUUUCACAUCACCGCAGCAGGAGAGGAAAAGACGCUAUCACGGGUGGGGUGUUAGAAGACCCCGGUCGUGAAGAUGUACUCACCAGGGGCUCUGGUAGCUUUGUGGUACACGGCAAGAAGGCAUCUGUCAUCAACUUCGGUUCCGAGCUGCAACAAUUGACUCAGGAGGAGCGUCUGAGGCAGCGGAAGCAGGGCCAGCGCGAAGAGCCAGCCUCCCCCACUAGCAUGGAAGAGGAUUUCCACGACGCUUUAAACAACUCUUUAAUCCCUCGGGAACGCAGAGAGUCGGCCGCAAGCGCCAGCACUGCAACGGCGAGAAGCUUCCGCGAGCUUCAUCGCAAAUUUUCUUCCGCUCACGCCUCUAAAUCCCCGGCUUUCGCCGGGAGACUCUCAGUGCCUUCUGAUGGUGAGAGCGAUGCAGUCAGCUUUUCAGAAGGACGUCGGACACCACUGCCUCCGAUUGAGAAUGAAUCUGGCGAUGAGGAGGAGAGCCAUGUUAUGGCCAGCCCGCAGCCCAUAUCUGCUGCGUUAGCACCUCCAUUCGAGCCGGUGGCGCCAUCAAAAAACGACGAGGGAGAAGAAAAGGAUGGCGAGAUGCAACGGCUGCCGAGUCCUCCUCUUCAAGCAGUUAAGGCUUAG